AGUUCACUUUUUCCCAGUCCAUGGGCGCUAUGAACGGAUUGCGCAAGCACUUCACUAUGGGACUGGUGCUUCUGAUGUGCACGCUUACCGGGCAUUGCAGCGUGAGCGCGCUUUCGGUGGCUGCGGCGGCAGCUGGCAGGGAUACGCAACAGGACUUGAAGCGGGGGGUGGAGAUCGUGAAACAUGUGGAGGAAAGCCGGGGUCGCCACAGCGCUCCAAUGGAAGCACCCUCCACAUCCCGCGUGAGGACGUUUCCAGUGAUACCAAAGGAUUUACGCAACUUGAAGACAGACAAAAGGGAUGAUGCUGCUGUCGUAUACCCCAGAGAUCUGAGAAAGAAGGAGAAAUUUCUAAAGCAUAUUACAGGUCCGCUCUACUUCAAUCCCAAGUGCAGAAAGCACGUGUACAGACUCUACCACCACACCAGAGACUGCACAAUACCUGCAUACUACAAAAGAUGUGCGCGGCUUCUCACUCGGCUGGCUGGCAGCCCGCAGUGCAUAGAGGGAUAGCAUACACAAGGUUGGAGCCAAACACAAGUUCUCCAGAAGAAAACAAACUCAGGAAAAAGUGCCUUGGACAGUAUGAGGGUACCCUGAAGUACUCUGACCACCCCAGACUGAUAUUAGGCACAGUACUGUCCUUCAGUGAGGUCUGUUCUGCUAAGGCGUGGAUUACUACGAACCACCGCUCUGGCUGGGCCUCGAUGGUUGACUGUCACCACAAAGGAGCAACCAGGCAACAAAGUGAAACUGAACAGAUGAGAAGGACAAGAAAACAAGCAGCUGA
Molecule: messenger RNA, 789 nt
Organism: Monopterus albus (swamp eel)
Lineage: Eukaryota; Metazoa; Chordata; Actinopteri; Synbranchiformes; Synbranchidae
Gene: alkal2a
Product: ALK and LTK ligand 2a
Exons: 5
Coding region: 21-512 (163 amino acids)
Biological process (GO): positive regulation of ERK5 cascade; positive regulation of ERK1 and ERK2 cascade
Molecular function (GO): receptor tyrosine kinase binding; receptor signaling protein tyrosine kinase activator activity
Source: RefSeq, a predicted model, not a curated record